Molecule: messenger RNA, 1113 nt
Organism: Aureobasidium namibiae CBS 147.97
Lineage: Eukaryota; Fungi; Ascomycota; Dothideomycetes; Dothideales; Saccotheciaceae
Product: iron/ascorbate family oxidoreductase
Exons: 4
Coding region: 1-1113 (370 amino acids)
Molecular function (GO): dioxygenase activity
Source: RefSeq, a predicted model, not a curated record
AUGCCUGGAAAGACUCUUACUCCUUAUGAACAGGUCCCUGUGACCAAGGAAGACCUGGAUUGGGCUGAACUCAUCACUCUUGAUCUGGGCAAAUUCGAAAAGCCAGGCGGCAAGCAGGAACUUGUCAAGCAACUCGAACACGCUGUUCGUCAUGUCGGAUUUUUCUACGUCAAUAACUUCAACAUCAGUCAAGAGGAGGUAGACCGCCAGUUUGCUCUAGGUCGUGAGUUCUAUGACCUUCCUCUGGAAGACAGACUCAAGUACCACGAUAUCAAAGCUCUUGAAUCUGGCGAUUACAAUGGUUACCGACCUGCCGGUCUCCGCUCUCUUGCCCCCGGUGUCACGGAUAACAUUCAGGUUUAUAACCUUCCCAAGUUUGAUGGCCAUCAUCAACGUCAACAUCCGCCCGUCCUUCAAGACCACAUCGAUGAGAUCGAAACCUUCAGUCGCAAGUGCCAUUCGGAAGUCGUGGUAAAGCUGUUGAGACUAUUCGCCCUUCUUUUAGAAGUUGAUGAGGAGUUCUUCGUCAAAGACCAUGUCUAUGAUGACUUUGGUGAGGAUCAUCUGCGUUACAUGCAUUACGCUGCCCGCAGCGCAGAGGAGAACGCUAAAGUGGGAGAGCUCUACACCCCCGGCCAUACCGAUCUUGGCUCUGUAACGCUACUGUUUCGUCAACCAGUUGCAGCAUUGCAGAUUUUGAACAAUGAGGGUCAGUGGAAGUGGGUCAAGCCUCAGGACGCAACCAUCACUAUCAACACUUGUGAUGCCUUGACUGCUUUAACUGGUGGCUACGUCAAGUCCAGUGUCCACCGCGUUCGUACACCUCCGAGUGAUCAAGCUCACAUUGACCGCCUAGGUGUCUUGUAUUUUGCAAGACCCAACAACCACGUCAUCCUGGACCCAAUCAAGAGUCCCGUCCUUGACCGCCUAGGUCUCACUUCUAAUGAUUUCACCAAGCUAGAUCAACAUCUUACCAUGCAACAGUGGGUCAAGGCUCGCCAGACACAACAGCAGAGAAGGACCCACACGCCCGAGAUAAAGGAGGGCAAAUACUUCUACAAGGACAAGGACCUCGAGAUCUUGCCUGGUCUGAGCGCUAAGAUCCACAACUGA